Molecule: messenger RNA, 708 nt
Organism: Colletotrichum scovillei
Lineage: Eukaryota; Fungi; Ascomycota; Sordariomycetes; Glomerellales; Glomerellaceae
Exons: 1
Coding region: 1-708 (235 amino acids)
Source: RefSeq, a predicted model, not a curated record
AUGUCCACCACCCAACACAAUUCUGCCGGUGACUCUUCGCCAGUCAACCCAGAAGAUCCAGAAUAUGAAGACUUCCUUGAAGAUGAAGAGCCUUCACCAGCAUUCACACCCGCGCCCCUCCCAACUCUCACAAAUGAGCCCCAACGACACCCGGAUUCCUGCCUGACCCUCUCCCUCCCCUUCAUCAAAGCCCUUCACGCACAACUUCCGCCAGCGCCGGAUCUAACGCUCUCGAUCGGGAGCGGAACGGGGCUAGUUGAGGCUCUGCUUGACUCUCUGGCCGAUACCCAUGAUCCUACCACUCAAGAAGAUCCUCAGGCUUCUCAGGAGUCACCUACCCCUCAGCCGCUCAACCUAACCAGCAUCGAAAUCGCCCCAUCCCCAAAUAAAUACCACCGCAACCACCGCACCGUCCCAGGGACAUGGGCACUCGACUCCACUGCGGCGGAAGCGAAGGCGUGGAUGUUUGUAUACCCGAAGCAAGUCGCUCUGGUGCGGAAGUACAUGGAGGCCUUUGCCUCCAGCAACUCUAGCGAGAAAGGGGUUGUUGAGACGGUGCUGUACGUCGGCCCAAGAAUGGACUGGGAUGAUUUCCGCGGCGCGCUGGAGCCGUACGCGGAGAGUGUCGAGGUUUGGGAUGAGGAGAGGAUGGAGGGUGUUGGGGGGCAGGGGUGGGAAUGUGUUGUGAGGGUGACGGUGAAGAGGUGA